Messenger RNA from Aphanomyces astaci, 780 nucleotides. RefSeq lists its product as hypothetical. The transcript has 2 exons. Lineage: Eukaryota; Oomycota; Saprolegniomycetes; Saprolegniales; Verrucalvaceae. The record is from RefSeq and is a predicted model, not a curated record. Bases 51 to 602 code for a protein of 183 amino acids.
AGGACAUCCACUUGGACACUUGAGAUACAUCGAGAUCUUAGGCUGCUGCGAUGAAUGCUGAUGACUUUAUAUGCGCCGUGUGCCUUGAGCCGUUCGCGUCACCCAUCACGCUCUACUGCGGCCACACAUUUGAUCGCGAGUGCUUGGUGAACCUCGUGGGCAAGCCUUGCCCGAUGUGCCGGCAAGGUGAGAUACGACCGGAUGUCGUUGUGCAGCCUAAGAACCAGGUCAUGUACCGGCUGGUGUUGUCGACAUGCGCCAAUUCGUCAGACGUGAUUGCGAGUCGUGGCAUCGGCCAUGAACAUGCGCGGUUGACGCGGCUCGCCACCUACGUCCGCCCGAAAUCGCCGUCUGCAUCCGCGUUGGCACGACGUACCAUAUCCGUGCACUGGGGUCAUCUCGUCCUUGUCUUUCACUCGUUGUCGUUCCCAUGGAGUGCCAUGUACGGCCCCGCUGGCUUCACCGACGACGACAACGACGAUGACGACAAUACCGAGAGUAGCAUUCCGUGUUGCGCGCAGUUCUGCAGCUGGUCCAUUGCGUUCACGUUGAUGGCGUCGUACAUUCUGUCCAUGAUCUUAUCGCAAGGGUUACACUCGUAAGAACGCUGGCGGCGUCGUGGGCUUGAUGUAUUUAUCACUGGGUGGCGUAAGCAGCUUCUGUCCAGCAUGCCAGACAUCCAUGUGGCGAAGCGCACAAUGCAUGGAAAAUAUAUCCAAUUGCAACCGUUAAAAUCCGUAACGAUAUCGAGAAGGAAUUGCGAUUGCAACGACGUCCGAC